Nannospalax galili (Upper Galilee mountains blind mole rat) is the source of this 6994-nucleotide messenger RNA. It is a transcript of the gene Foxo3, whose product is annotated as forkhead box O3. The transcript is spliced from 4 exons. NCBI's taxonomy places the organism in Eukaryota, Metazoa, Chordata, Mammalia, Rodentia, Spalacidae. Gene Ontology annotation, biological process: regulation of transcription by RNA polymerase II. Gene Ontology annotation, molecular function: RNA polymerase II cis-regulatory region sequence-specific DNA binding; DNA-binding transcription factor activity, RNA polymerase II-specific. Gene Ontology annotation, cellular component: nucleus; mitochondrial matrix. The record is from RefSeq and is a predicted model, not a curated record. The coding region runs from base 356 to 2371 and encodes 671 amino acids.
GUCAGCUUAGGUUGAGGCUCCUUGCGUGUGUCUAUAACUUUGUGCUGCUGCCGCGGCCGCCCUGCUCGUGGUAGGGAGGAGGAAUGUGGAAGGUGGCGGCGCGCGAGCUGACAGGCGGUUCCUCGCGCGGGCUACGGCCCGAGCGCCCCCUCGUCGCCGUGCCCCGGGCCCGUGCGGGAUCGUGCGCACCCCCGCCUCGUCCCUGAAGGGAAAGGAACCGAGCGCUUCUCCAGGCAGCGGCGGCAGCGGCGCCCCGGAGCCCGAGCCUUCGCGGCGCCCCAUUCCCUCCCCCGCCGCACCCCGCCCGGGCGCCAGAGGAGAGUGGAAGAGCCCGAGCCGCGGGCUGGCGGCGAAGAUGGCAGAGGCACCCGCCUCCCCGGUCCCGCUCUCUCCGCUCGAAGUGGAGCUGGACCCGGAGUUCGAGCCUCAGAGCCGGCCGCGCUCUUGUACGUGGCCCUUGCAGAGGCCGGAGCUCCAGGCGAGCCCGGCCAAGCCCUCGGGGGAGACGGCCGCCGACUCUAUGAUCCCCGAGGAGGACGACGACGAAGACGACGAGGACAGCGGCCGAGUCAGCUCGACCAUGGCAAUCGGUGGCGGCGGGAGCGGCUCGCUGGGCUCCGGGCUGCUCCUGGAGGACUCGGCCCGGCUGCUGGCUCCCGGAGGGCAGGACCUCGGGUCCGGGCCAGCUCCCGCCACCGGCGCGCUGAGCGGGGGCAUGCAGACGCCGCUACAGCCUCAGCAGCCACUGCCAGCACCGCCGCCAGGGGCGGCCGGGGGCUCCGGGCAGCCGAGGAAAUGCUCCUCGCGGCGGAACGCGUGGGGGAACCUGUCGUACGCCGACCUGAUCACCCGCGCCAUCGAGAGCUCCCCGGACAAACGGCUUACUCUCUCCCAGAUCUACGAGUGGAUGGUGCGCUGUGUGCCCUACUUCAAGGAUAAGGGUGACAGCAACAGCUCUGCCGGCUGGAAGAAUUCUAUCCGGCACAAUCUGUCGCUGCACAGUCGAUUCAUGCGAGUCCAGAACGAGGGAACAGGCAAGAGCUCUUGGUGGAUCAUCAACCCUGACGGGGGGAAAAGUGGAAAGGCCCCCCGGCGGCGGGCUGUCUCCAUGGACAACAGCAACAAGUACACAAAGAGCCGUGGCCGUGCAGCCAAGAAGAAGGCAGCCCUACAGGCUGCCCCAGAGUCAGCAGAUGAUAGUCCUUCCCAGCUCUCCAAGUGGCCCGGCAGUCCCACAUCCCGAAGCAGUGAUGAGCUGGAUGCAUGGACAGACUUCCGUUCGCGUACUAAUUCCAAUGCCAGCACAGUCAGUGGCCGCCUGUCACCCAUUCUCGCAAGCACAGAGUUGGAUGAUGUCCAGGAUGAUGAUGCGCCACUCUCCCCCAUGCUCUAUAGCAGCUCUGCCAGCCUGUCACCUUCAGUGAGCAAGCCGUGUACCGUGGAGCUUCCACGACUGACCGACAUGGCGGGCACCAUGAAUCUUAAUGAUGGGCUGGCCGACAACCUCAUGGAUGACCUGCUGGAUAAUAUCACACUCCCAUCAUCCCAGCCAUCGCCUCCUGGGGGGCUUAUGCAGCGGAGCUCGAGCUUCCCGUAUACCACUAAGAGCUCUGGCCUGGGCUCCCCAACCAGCUCUUUUAACAGUACCGUGUUUGGACCCUCAUCUCUGAACUCCUUGCGCCAGUCUCCCAUGCAAACCAUCCAAGAGAACAAGCCAACCACCUUCUCUUCCAUGGCACACUAUGGUAACCAGACACUCCAGGACUUGCUCACUUCGGACUCACUCAGCCACAGCGAUGUCAUGAUGACCCAGUCAGACCCCUUGAUGUCUCAGGCCAGCACUGCCGUGUCUGCCCAGAAUGCCCGCAGGAACGUGAUGCUUCGCAAUGACCCAAUGAUGUCCUUUGCCGCCCAGCCUACCCAGGGGAGUUUGGUCAAUCAAAACUUGCUCCACCACCAACACCAAACCCAGGGCACUCUUGGUGGCAGCCGUGCCUUGUCGAAUUCUGUCAGCAACAUGGGCUUGAGUGACUCCAGCAGCCUUGGGACAACCAAACACCAGCAGCAGUCUUCUGUCAGCCAGUCUAUGCAAAUUCUCUCGGACUCUCUCUCAGGCUCCUCCUUGUACUCAACUAGUGCAAGCCUUCCCAUCAUGGGCCAUGAUAAGUUCCCCAGUGACUUGGACCUGGACAUGUUCAAUGGGAGCUUGGAAUGUGACAUGGAGUCCAUUAUCCGUAGUGAACUUAUGGAUGCUGAUGGGUUGGAUUUUAACUUUGAUUCCCUCAUCUCCACACAGAACGUUGUUGGUUUGAAUGUGGGGAACUUCACUGGUGCUAAGCAGGCCUCAUCUCAAAGCUGGGUGCCAGGCUGAAGGAUCAUUGAGGAAAGGGGAAGUGGGCAAAGCAGACCCUCAAACUGACAGAAGACCUACAGAGAAAACCCUUUGCCAAAUCUGCGCUCAGCAAGUGGACAGUGAUACCGUUUACAGCUUAACACCUUUGUGAAUCCCGUCCCAUUUUCCUAACCAAGCAGAGACUGUUAAUGGCCCCUUACCUGGGUGAAGCACUUACCCAUGGAACAGAAAUCUAUAAAGUAUGCAAAAUCUUCCUAAUCCUGCAGACCUGCCAGCGCCAGCCAGCAACGAUAGCACCCAUCAGUACCACCCACUCCUUCAGAGCACACUGGGAGCCCCCAUUGGCGAGUCUGUGGUGUUUUAAAUAUCACAGUGGUUUAUGGGAUGUUUUAAGUGUUGUUUUGUCUUUGUUUUCCUUUGACCCUCUGAGUUUUUCACACACAUUAACUUGCAAUAUUUUUCUGUUAAAUGUUCACUCUCCUUCCCCCUCACAAAUUUAAAUGCAGAAGGAAAAAUGUUAAACCAGUUACCAUUCUGGCUCUGAGCAUCACAAGCUUUUGAGCCCAUGGAACUCAGUAAGUAACACAUAACACAAAUUGGGCAGUGGGGGGGGGGGUCCUUCUUCUUUUGUCUGAUAGAAAAUUAUCCUUUUCUAAAAACUGAACAAUGGCACAAUUGUUUGCUCUGUGCACAGUCCAAGACUGAACUACACAUAGGCAAAACUAGUGGAGCACAGCAUCACGGCAUCUGACCCAGUCGUUUCCAGUUCUGAGUUGGGGUCUGUGGGACAGGACCUCUCAGUGCCUGCUCUGCAGCUGUCUGCUCAGAGCUGCUCAGUAGAGCCUGUGGUCUUCUGUCAGUUUCCUCAGCUACUGUGAACAGUGUUGGUCUGGUAGAAACUAGGGUCUUUUUAGGAAAGAAAUCAGCCCAGCUAUCCACUCAUUGCCAAAUGCCGCUGACAAACUUAGUUUUAAGGAGAAAAGAAAAGGAAAAAAAUAUGUGUGCUGUUUUGCUUUUCAGAAAACAUGAAAUUACAGAUGAGCCAUUAAGCUUGCAGUGAGAAAUGUGUGGGAAAGACGAACCGAGGCAGCACUAAGGGAGGUCCAACUUCACUGUUUUGAAGCAUAUAUAUCUUUUGAUUAUUUUCACCCUUGCUGUGUGUAAUCAGAUCUUUUAGUAUGAAUGAAAGGCAAUAGCAUACAAGUUGAUUUUUUUAACACACUCGCGCACACGCACGCAAGCUUAGGUUGGAAUUGUAAAAUGACAUAAUGGAAGUACAGUUCAAACUUUUUUAAAAGCUUUUCCUGCUUCUAUGGAUUUCAUUGUUUUGUUUUCAAAAAGUUAUGGUGCUGUAUAGGUGCUUUCUGUUUAACCUGGAAAGUGUGAUUGUAUUUGUUACUCCCUUUGGUAUGCAGAAUAGUUGGGAACACCUUUGGUACAUACAAAACUGGUGUGAUGAUGCUCUGAUUAGCACAGUAUAUACAUACUUCUCCAAAGUGACAAAUGAAGACUCUUCUUUGCAUAAAAAGCAUUAGGCAUAUAAAUGUAUAAUAUAUAUUUUAUCAUGUACAGUACAAAAAUGGAACUUUAUGCAUGGGCGUUUACAGGCCAGUGUUCCAGCACAGACUUCCCUGCUUGAGUUCUCACUGUUGCUUGCACUGUGGCAGUGGACACCAACCCAGAUGUGCCACCCAACCUCCUGCACCUACCACUGACCACCAGGGACCCCCUUGUGCACCUUUGUUUUAUAACUCCUUGGGGGGUGAUGUUGGUGGCAAUCACAGCUCAUAGCAUAAUCAGAGUUCCAUUUGGUAUUGUCCCAUGUCUUUCCUGCCCCACUUGGAUUGUCAUAUCUGAGUGAUAUCCCUGUUAAUCUCUGCCUUUUACAGAAUCUGUAAAUUGUUGUGCAAUUGUGGUUAUAGUAGACCUGUAGCGUAUUGCCUUUUCUAAACUGCUACAUGUUUAUAAUCUUCAUUUUUAAAGUAUGUAUAAUUUUAAGAAUAUGUAUUGUAUUCAUAUGGUAUGCUUGUCAGUGAGCCAUACUUGCUUACUAUCUUCCUUUAUAAUGAUGCUAGCCACUCCUUUGAUUCCUCGGUAGUCAGCUGUCCAUACAAUACCUGUACCAUUUUGGGCAGAGGACUGCCAAAGCCUUCCCAAAGUGCUGCUUCCUGGGUGGAGUGCGUUGAGGCAGCAGCUGAGGGGAGAUAGACAGAGCUCAGGUACAAGGGAGAACCCCAAGUGCUUCCAACAUGACAGCCCUGAGAAUUCUCUCCUGAGUUUAAAGAAAUGAGCAAACUAAUUCAGAAGCUUGCCUAUGCAGUUUAUAGACCCUGAGAGCUGCUUUGAGCGUGAGAAAAGCCAACCUCUGAUAUGUUCCCCCAGCUCUAAAUGUUUUAAUUCCUUUCAGACAUGUGAUGUCUCGUUUAUUCUUUUCUUUCCCAGUGUUCGUUGGAUUUUGGGCACUGUGUCCUUACAAAAUGUCCUAGAAAAAGAUUAUAAUUUGAUCUGGUACAAGCUGAGAACAGAAGGGUAUGAGGCCAGCGUGGCCUCAGAGCAGAUCAGGAGAACAGAGGAGAAAUGCUUUGGUUUUCUUUACUUUUUGAAAUAAUACAAACAGAAUCCACACAUAGUGUUGUGGAAAGCCAAGCCCUGUGUGGCUCAAAAGACAAUUAGGCAAGAUUUUAAUAGUCAGGCCUGUCCAGGACCCGUGUAUACCCACCUUCAGAUGUCCCACUCAGAGAGGCCUGGCUCCCUUAGGAAACCCAGUGCUAUGGCAGUCAGAUUAGGCAGAGGUACAGUCUGGGCCCUGUGUCCCUCCUGUUGGGGACCCUGCUUUCAGAGUAAACCAGUUAUUGGUCACCAAGUAGCAUUCUGAAUGUCUUGAGUCUCUUAACAAUAAAUGCUCUAUCCAGGCAUCUGAGCAGAUGACCUCAUGGCCCUGGGGCCAGCAGCUGUAAUUUAAUCCUGAUAUAACCCUGCAGGGCUACCCCAGCCCCUUUAGCAGUUCCCAAAUUAGGGAACUCUGUCUGCUUUGUGACAGGAGUCUAGAGAGCAGAGUACCUAGUGUUGAAGACAGAAUGUGCACUCUGGGGCCCUGUGGUUCUCUUCAGGUUCCAAAACCUGAUACCUUGUACCAAAGCUAGAAAAGAGCUUUUCACAAGCCUUCACUGUCCUGGUGUGAGGAGAGCGCCAGGUUCAGCAUACUCCGUGAAUUGUGAAUGCAGCUGAGGUGGCUUUCUUUAUUGUAUCCUCGGCAAUGUAAUGAUUACUGAAGCACAGUUUGACUUUUUUCCCGUCUCUCCUGCUAAUGAAGAUCGUGCACAAAGUGAACAUUGGGGGUUGAUUUUUAGCAUCAUGUGUAUUGCUUUCCCAGCCAGAGGAGAGGACACCAUGGCUCGCUACUCAGGAGAGGUGCACCCCAUCUCAGGUGUGACUGUUCAGACAGCUUUCAAACCUGUGCACAGGUUAAUGGUCAUAGGGACAGACAACUUGUCUUUUCCCAAGGAGCUCAGUCCACUGAAAGAACAAGGAACAUUUGAAUCUCUUGGAAAAGACCAUCAAGAAUAAAACAGUCAGAAAGCAAGCCUUUGAUUGGUGCCCUGGACUGGUGAGGGAAAGUAAAAAUGUUUUCUUUUUCUUGAUGUAUUUGGAGAGCAGACAUAAUAAUGUUGUGAUUUAGGUUUUGUUUUCUUAAUUGAGAAAAACAAACUUUAUAGAAACACAAUCUCUGGUACACAGGUAAAAAGAGGCAGCUCCCCCUGGAGCAGGGCAGGCAGGGCAUGAAGGGAGAGAGGUUUUGUGGAAUCAUGUCUGUCAAACAGGAUCUUAAAGCAGAUGCUCAAGUAACUGAAAAUAUGUGAUAUUUGAGCUGAAUCUUAAGUGGGUAACAUUUUAUGCAGAUUGAUUGGAUGAAAUAGUUUCUUGGUGUUUGGUUUUAAUUGUAUGUAUUUUUCUUUGAUGAAUGAUUACAAGGCCUCUAUCACACUCCAGAAAUAUUUGUGUAGCUGCUUAAAAAAAUGUUUCUGGUCACUCGUUUCUCUAAAAUUGUCUCCUUGCCUGGCAAUCAGUCUUUUCUUGUAUACUUGUCCUAGCACAGUAUGUAUGUGGGAAAUAUAAACAGAUGUGAAGGAGGACCAGAAAAAUUAGCAAAUAUUAAAAAGUGUAUUGUACAUUUUGGCUUCACAUGUUUAACUUUUUUAAAGAAAAAAGUUGCAUGAAUGGAAAAAAAAACCCUCUGUAUACAGUAUCUGUAAAACUGUCUUAUCUGUUUUGAUUUCUUGUUUAUGCCCCAUACAAACUAGAAUUCUAGUAUGGCAUAUGGCCAUAUUCAAACACCUAAGAAUCAAGCAGUUCACCCUUUGGUCUGAAGCACCUUGUCCUUUCAAAGCAAACACUAUCAUCCUGCAUUCUGAAUACUGAGGAGUUUGUCUAACCAUAUGUUGCCAUGAAUUAGCUCUGCUGCCUUUCUUCUCAAGGAUCAAAACCAGUUUGAUUUGGGAGUCUGCCCCUUUCCAAAUGAAAUGGAGAUGCAGUGCUUUCUUCCCUUGGUGUUUGUAGAUAUUGCCUGUGUAUUCCAUUUAAACCAUAAUCUAGUUUGUAAAAGAUGAUGACGCAUGUAAAUAAAGCAUCAAUGACACUCUA